AUGACAUACAGCCCUUCUUGUUCAGUUUAUUCAUAUAUGUUUCUUUUUCUAGAUGACUGUAGAACGGUUGAGUUCAAAGAGAGGGAAGCAAAUAAAGCUCUUAUCAAACACGUCAUAAGAAGUGAACUAGUACUCAGCGAAGACGUUUGUGAAAUAAAAUGCUUCCUAGAACCAAAUUGCGUGUCCUUCAACUACGGUUUAUUGGGUGAUGGAGCUUUCAAAUGCGAGCUGAACAACAGAACUCACUUCCAGGUCUCUCCCAGUUACCAAAAGGAUAGAAAAGAAUUCUUCUACAGAGCAAUGAUUGUGAGUAAAUACCCAGACUACAUCCACAACAGAUGGUUACGAGUUUUAAUUCGAUAUUAAUCGACAAAAACUUUCUCUUCAGAACCCUUGUGAGAGCAGCCCGUGCCCAAGUCAUUACGUAUGUCAAGCGGGGUUUGGUAUCCAUGGAUAUCGUUGUGUUUGUCCUUAUAGAUAUCAAGGUGUUCAAAAUCAAGAAGGUGAGGAGACAAUGAGAUGAUGAGUUAGAUAAACAUAGAUCUAAGCAAAUUCUAGAAAACUGAUUUUGCUUUACGAUGUAAUUCUUUAAAGCGACCACUGAAACGUUUUCCCUUCAAAACUUACUAUAGCAUACCUUAACUAACACAGAAUUGUUGUUUUCUGGAAUCAUUUUCAAAGAGAUCCAUCUAGCUCUACGCAGUCUUCUCGCAGACCUAUACGCCGAAAAUGUGCGAGUGCUAACAGACAAGGAGUUACGUUCUUUUUUAAGUACCUUGAGUUUUCGUGCUCUUCAAAACUACGGACUGUCUUUACAGUAGAAAUUAUGAAUACCUCCGUUACUUUGUUCUAAUUUUCUCAAUAAAAACUCUCCUACAGAUAACUGGAAAAAGGUCAACAUCGAUCCUGUCUGUUUUGGGACAAAAGAUGACGACCACGGAACUUUUCGUAUCCAAGAAGCCGGUCAAAUCUACACUUUUAAACUUGUCCAUACAAGUGGCUCCGUGACAUGCGACACUUCAACAACAUCAACAAAGUGGGGAUGCUCAUUGUCAACUUACAAAAAUCACAACUUAAUGACGGUGAUAACUUACAGCAACAAAACAGUUCUUCCGCUUGCUGAGUUCUUGAAAGGCAGCGGCGGUAAAUACUACACUUACCAACUUGACGGUGCUGAUGUCAACUCCGCAACUCUAGUGUUCAAGUUCCUCCCCACCCCACUGGUUGUAUUGGUUGGUCAGCAGUUCCAAUUAUGGUAUGCGCAUGACUUGGUUAAUUAUACAGAGAAUAAUAACGAUGGUAAGACAUGCGUAGACGUUUAUGCCCUGUACCGUUCACCAUGUUGAACAGUUGCGACAACUACAGAUGACUUCAGGCGAAGUACUUUGCUGAAUCACAACCAGAAAACAAUCGGAGAGCGGGUGGUACUUAUUUUCCCUGCGGCUAAAGCUUAUGAAUUUGCAUUUCUUUAAUGAUAAUGAUUUGAAAAUGAACUUUAGCUCCCGGAGCUCUUCAAAACUUCAAUAAAUGACAAUCUCUUCCAUCAGCUUUUCUUUAAGAUAGCUCAAAUUUAAAACUGUUGAGUUUCAUUUUAUGCCGUGUUUCUGUUUUUCAUUAUCUUUAGAGUGAAUUUGAGUCUAGAAAUCGCACUUUGAAUAGCUUGUAUUUAAGUUUAUCUUUAGUAAACAAACAACUGAACUUAUGGAAAUUUUGAUUGGCAGUAAGAGGUGAUUGGGGUACCCCGUUGGUUUAAACAGUUAAGAAAAGUGUCCUACGGUAGUUGUUAUAUGUGUUUGUAGCGUCUUGAAGAUACAUGACGGGAUGGCGGUACGUUCGUGAUAGAAAUGAUUAUUAAACCGUUUAACCAUCCUACAAAAUUAGUCCCGAAUAAUUUCGGUAACCAAAGACUCUGCUUUUUUUUGUGGGCGGCUGGCACAUAAAAUUUUCAGCUUUAAAGCAAUGUCGACAGGGUGUCCUUGUGAUAUAUUGUCAAUAAAAUUUUGUUUCCUUUGGCAUUGUGGUAUUUCAUCUUUUUUUUCCUUUUUUACGAGGCAGGACAUCAGUCUCUUUCAUGACACCAAGGCGAUAUAUUUGAGUUAAGAUGAGAAAAAAAUGGUCACUCUUGAGGUAAACAAACGUCAGGUGCAAACUUGAGCCUUGUAAGUGUAUCACCAACCCAAUCUACAUUGAUAAUUUUCUAUGUGAUUGACAUCAAGUGGAUUCACUUUAAUUAUAUUCAAUUUUACCCUCCUUCUUAUUUGAAUUUGGUUAUUUAGAGGCAAAGGUGUUCAAGUUUGGGUUUAUCACUUGAAAUAUUUUAGCUUAAAAAAUUGUUGAUGGUUUUUUCAAUUUUCAUUUCCACAAAAUUAAAUCUACUGCUAUUCAGCAUGUUCUGUGUUUCAAGUAUUUCCUUAAGCUUUCAUCGAAUCGUUGAACAAUUCCUAUUUAAUUAAAAUAAAGUUACAUGCCUCCUCGCACGUCUUUGUCUUGGAGCUUUUUGAAGCGGUUCAACCUUUUAUUAUAAUGAUCCUUCAAUAAAUUGAUUUGCAGUUGAACGCACUCGACAGAUUUUCAAUUUCAUUUAAUGCAAACAUUUAAUUGGUAACACUGAAAAACCUCUUGCGUUAGGCAAUCUUCGGCAAACGAUUAAUUAGUUAUUUACAAAGGCCAGCAUCACGCAUUGAAGUUAUUUUUUUCUCUUACAGUUUUUCUGUAAUUCUUAAGACUCAAUGUUUUGUUUUCAAAUUAAGUUAGGCCAUGUGAAUGUUCAAGUGACGUAUUCGUAAAUGUUAAAAAAUAAAAUUCUAUAACUUCGAAGGGUGCUGAUCUCACGUCUACCGCUUACAUUAAUAAUUACUUUCCUCUUUUAUGAUUCUGCAAUUCGCUGUAUUGUUUUGAGUGUUGAAAUAUUAGGUCUCGUUGCAUUUACAAGAGAGACCAGCGUUUCAUUUAGCUCGCUAGAGCUAGCUGAAGGGUGUUCUCACUACGGACAAUAUGGUACUGCUCUCACCUGCCGUUAGUGAUCCUUCAAUGAGUAAGGUCCUAACUUUUCUAUGGAUUUUUCGUUUUGGUGUACUGGUGCAUGGAGGUAAGUGACUCCUGCCAAAAGCUGACAUCGCUGACACUUUAAUCUGUUAUCACUGUUGUAUUCGUGAUCAGAUUCAUAUCCUUGUGUUAUGGUACAAAAGAAAGUAAGUGUGUGAAAAGAGAAAACUCAUUAAGUUAACUUUAAAUCUAUUCAUGGUAAUGAUGUGAAAUUUCGAAUUCUUAAAGUAAAUAUGGCAGAAAUGGGAUAUUGCAAGAUAGCACGUUAUUGCAAAACUACCCUGUUUACAAUGCCGUGAUCUUAGUUGGGCGUAACAGAAAAGAUCUGUUGGUAAAAUUAUUGCUGAUUCAAGGCGACAUUGGUCUAUAUAUGAUUUGUCCACAAUUUUUGAGUUGCUGAUGUCCGAUUAUUAUAUAUAAUAAAUGGAACGGAAAAAAAAGACACUGAUGAAGACGUUGAAAGCUAAAAGGGGUAAUAAUAUAGACUUGCUAUCGUGAAGAAUUUCUAAAGCUGGCGUUCCAGAGCGAAGCGCUCACGGUUAUUGAGUUAUACCCCCACCGAUGCAGCGUUACAGUUUCCUUAGAAACCUACCCCCCUCAUUUGAAAACCAGAUCCUAAUUAAAAUCACAAUGGUGAACAUCAAUCUUGUUCUUCAAUGCCAUUGGUAAAUGAAAAAAAUGAUUCUCCGAAAAAGCAACUUUUCUGUUAAGAUGAAUAUGAUACCUUGAAUUCAAGUGUCAGGCUAUUCAGCUUAGUCAGUCAACUAAAGAAAACAGAGGAAAGGCUUAUCACCUGCCUUUUUUUCGAGGAUGAAAGAGCAUAGCAAAUAUCCGUGUUUUUUUUUUUUUUUUUUUUCGUCGAGCGGCAAAUCAAGAGUUAUAUAUAUAGUUUCUCUGGCAUUCAUGGAACAACUUUAAACCAAUAUUGUGAUAAAACUUAGGUUGUCGGCUUCCUUUAAGUUUGUGUGCCGUUUGAUUUCAUUUUCUCAUUGAAUUCUUCAUUUCUUGCCAAAACUUUAGAUGAUUGCCGAGUGAUUCAGUUCAAAGCAGGAACGAAAAACAAGAUCUUAACAAAACACGUCAUAAGAAGAGAACAAGCAAAGGACAAGGAUAUCUGCGAGUUGAAAUGCUUCUUUGAACCAAACUGUGUGUCCUAUAACUAUGGUCCGCUGGGAGAUGGAACAUUCACAUGCCAGCUAAGCAACAGAACUCAUUUGCAAGUCUCUCCCAGUUACUUCGAAUAUAGGAACGGCUCUUUAUACAGAGCAAUCAUUGUAAGUAAAUAACAAUAACAAUUUUACCAGGGUGAUCGUUCCGCGAGCGAGAAACCUCUGUUUCAAGUUGAUCCGCCUCGUUUAUUUAUUUACUCACUUUAUUAUUUAUCCCUCUAAAUAUUCAGUUUAGUUAAUUACUCAUCUAAGCUUUAUCUAUCUAAUUACUUGAUUCAUCUUUUGCAUUUUAGAAUUCCUGUGAGAGCAAUCCGUGCGUUAGUAACUCUACAUGUCAGGCGGGGUUUGGUAGUCAUGGUUACCGCUGUAUUUGUUCUGACGGAUAUGAAGGAGAGCUUUGCCAAAUAGGUGAGAAAGGAAACUCCUCGCGAUAGCAGGUCUUCAUCUCCCAGGUUCAUAGUUAAAGUUACGCAAUAAAGCUGCAAAUAAAGUAGCCUCUCAGCAAGGAAAGUUUUGAAUCCUCAUCUGCUUAAUCAAUACAGCCUUAAUAUCUGCAUCAAAGGAUAUCUCCGCCAUAAGGCAAGGGGCAAGUUAGAUUCGUUCAGUAUGUGCUCUCUUAAAAGCUAGAAGUUGUCAGAUGGAUUGAAACUCCAGGGUUGUGACAACUGGAGACGUCGUUAUAAGAUGUUCUUCUGCAGCAAUAACCGAGAGGUGAUAUAAAGUAUUUCUGUCGUGAUGUGAUAAAUCAUAGAUAAUAGAUCUUAAAGAAAAACGAGAAAGUAAGAGAACAUCGGAAUAGGAAUGGGUGAUAUGAAGGGAAAACUGCCUCAUGUUGUCAACUAUGGAUAUUUGAUGCAAGGGCAAGAACAGAAAUGAAACGAAUAAAAGUAUAAGUUUCGUGCUGAAAGCAAAUAGUUCAGUGGAAUUUUGGAAUAACUGACAGAAAUAAUUGAUUAAUACCAUGGAGAUGAACUUUAGAUGAAAAAUAUCUAUUUCAAAAUAAGGAAUAUGUUUUUUUUCAUCUUCCUUUAAUCUUGAAUAGAUAUUGACGAAUGUGUCUAAGGCAAGGUGAAGUGUUCCUCUGAUGGCAGUUGUGUUAAUGUUAUGGGCUUAUACAUCUUACUUCUCCGUCUCUUGUAACUCGUGUGUAGAUACUGAUGAGUGUACAUCGAGCAAACACGAUUGUUCCUCUGACAGCGACUGUGUUAAUGUCGUGGGUUCAUAUCAGUGCUCUUGCAAGCCUGGAUUUACUGGCGAUGGUAAAAUUUGCCAAGGUAACAUUUAUUUUAUAUAAAAGUGCAAAGCUGUUGUUUACCCUCUUCACCGCUCUUGCAAGACAGAAAUAACUGAUGUGAUUCGCAGGGUCAAUUGUCCUUAAAAUUACUGCUAAAAAAGGGGUUUACAUGUUAACGUAACAGAAAAGGCUGCCUCCACAUCAUAAUCAGUAAAAUUGCUUUUUUAACCAUAUUUAAAAUAUACAGAACGAUUCCGAACUUCUGGCAAACCUGUGAAUUCACGACCUCAGCAUGUUACACUUUUCAGUAGAUUCUGGGAAACGCCAAAAAAACAACCCCACCUCUUCUGAUAAUUUCCCUACAUCUUGAUUAGUCUCAUUUUCCAUUUCUACUUAGAUAUCGAUGAGUGUAACGAUGCAAGCCAUGACUGUCACUUUGCGGCCGAUUGUACAAACACCGCUGGAUCAUUCGACUGCAGCUGUCAGUCUGGACACCUUGGAGAUGGACGGCACUUUUGCUCAGGUAUAUCUUGAUCUUUCACCCAAAACAAACAAAUGUGAGUGAGUAGAGUGGUUUGAACAUAACCACAGUUAUUUCUUUAAUUACUUUCCUCAAAUACAUCAAUUUAUUUUGCGUUACCGUUUCUAAGACACGAAAACCUAAGGCUUUCUUUGAAACCUGACAAACUUUUAACAGAUAACUGGAAAAAGGUCAACCUCGAUCCUGUCUGUUUUGGGACAAAAGAUGACGACCACGGAAUUUUUCGUAUCCAAGAAGCCGGUCAAAUCUACACAUUUAAACUUGUCCAUACAAGUGGCGCCGUGACAUGCGACACUUCAACAACAUCAACAAAGUGGGGAUGCUCAUUCCCAACUUACGAAAAUCACAACUUAAUGACGAUGAUAACUUGCAGCAACAAAACAGUUCUUCCGCUUGCUGAGUUCUUGAAAGGCAGCGACCGUAAAUACUACACUUACCAACUUGACGGUGCCGAUGUCAACUCCACAACACUAGUGUUCAAGCUCCUCCCCACCCCACUGGUUGUAUUGGUUGGUCAGCAGUUCCAAUUAUGGUAUGCGCAUGACUUGGUUAAUUAUACUGAGUAUAAUAACGAUGGUAAGACAUGCGCAGACGUUUAUGCUCUGUACCAUUGA
Molecule: messenger RNA, 6603 nt
Organism: Pocillopora meandrina
Lineage: Eukaryota; Metazoa; Cnidaria; Anthozoa; Scleractinia; Pocilloporidae
Source: the annotation of a GenBank genome assembly